Molecule: messenger RNA, 1059 nt
Organism: Striga hermonthica
Lineage: Eukaryota; Viridiplantae; Streptophyta; Magnoliopsida; Lamiales; Orobanchaceae
Source: the annotation of a GenBank genome assembly
AUGUACCAGAUAAAAAGAAAUUUGAGAACGAGAGUGUUUUCACGUGCUGGGGAUGCUUGGAGGGCUUUCAAAACUAAGCUCACUAGAGAAUACAUAUUUGGAGAAAAGAUUGGUGUGCUCCCAUAUGACGAUAUUUACCCUUUUCUGGAUGCAGACACUUGGAAGGCUUUUGUUGCGUCCCGUCAAACUCCUGAAUUCUUGGAAAUCAGAAAAAAGGCUCAGGAGUCGCAAUCAUAUAAUCUAAGUCCGCACAUAUUAUCUCGUGGAGGCUACGAUCUUUUGAUGCAAAAGAUUAUGGACGAGAAAUACAGGGCAAGAAAAGAGGCCUCCACUAAUCUAUCGGAAUUUAUUCCACCCCCAUCUCCUCCUUCUCGUCAUGAAUUAUGGAAAAGAGCUCGUAUAACAAAGAAAGGAGAUUAUGUCUCAAAGGAAGCCAAAAUUGUUGCUGACAAAAUUGGCAGUUUCAAACAUGUUGGGAGAAACGAUAUACUCGCAACAGCGUUAGGAAAGCCUGAGCAUCCCGGGCGUGUGAGGGGAGUGGGUAAAGGUGUUGGGAUCAAGGACUUCUUUGGGCCGUUGAGCUGUUCAAGUGUAGGGAAAGAUAUGGUCUCGCGAGAUGAGAUGGAAACUAUCAUCAGUCGUAGGAUUGACGAAGUGAAAGACGAAUUAAAAAAAGAAAUAAUGAUGAUGAAUGGCAAAGGCUCUUCGAUUGACCAUAGUCCUGAUUCUCCGAGGAUCCAAAGCACUACAGAGAGUUGUGCUCCAAAUGUGUUAUCAUUGGAUGAACUUAGCGAGGAUAAAGAAUGCGAGUUGUAUGUGGAGAACCCACAAAGAAUUUUGGUUGCAUACGGACGUAUCCAUAACCUUGGGCCAACCAUUCACCACAAGAAGAUGAAUAAGGAUGAAGUGAGGGUUGUCGUAUUACGUGUAAUCGUUGGAGAUGCGCUCGUGCCAUGCCCGACAGAGGAGGUCACAACCGUAGAAGAAGCGUUAAAUAACUUCAUUACUUGGCCUCGUAGGUUGGUUAAAGGUGCAAAUGCUAAGGUAAUUCUGACCUAG